GUCUUUCGGCGGUGCUAAAGCACGAAUAACAGACAGCCAGUUUGCAGCAGCAGUCUCGGUAUCAACCGAGGAGAGAACGAAUCGGGGAGAGGGGAAAAGGAUUCACACAGCCCUGAAUGAAUCAUGGCCACUGAAACAGUAUCUUCUUGUACAGGAUCCAACUUAUUGCAGCCGAUCAGCAAGAUUAUAAACCUCCCUCUAGACCAGGUGAACUUUGUGGUGUGCCAGCUCUUCGCUCUGCUCACGGCCUUCUGGUUCCGGCUCUACCUGCACCCCAGGAAAAGCAGCCCGCUGGUCAGGCAUGUGGUGGCCACUCUCCUGGGCUUCUACCUGGCCCUCUUCUGCUUCGGCUGGUAUGCCUUACAUUUCCUGGUUCAGAGCGGACUCACCUACAGCAUCAUGAUCCUGGCUAGCCUGGAGCACAUGCACAAGUACUGCUUCGUGAUGGCGCUCGGGUACCUCAGCUUCUGUCAGAUCACCCGGGUCUACGUCUUCGACUACGGCAUGUAUUCCGCUGACUUCACCGGGCCCAUGAUGGUCAUCACUCAGAAGAUCACCAGUCUGGCGUUUGAGAUUCACGACGGAAUGUUCCGGAAGGAAGAACAGCUCAGCCCAAAUCAGAGAAUCCUGGCUGUAAGAAGGAUGCCCAGCCUCCUGGAGUACUUGAGCUAUAACUGUAACUUCAUGGGGAUCCUGGCCGGUCCCACGUGUUCGUACAACGACUACAUCGCUUUCAUCGAGGGCACCGCCUACCACCAGAAACACCAGGAGUCCAACGGGAAGGAGAACGGGAAGUACAAGCAGAGCGAUCCCUCGCCAAAGAAAGACGUGAUCUACAAGCUGUGCACCUGUGCCAUCUCCCUGCUGGUGUACCUGUUCGUCUUCAGGAUAUGCCCCGUGGAUCGCAACAUCGAGGACGGCUUCAUCGCGUCCACGCCCUUCUACGGCCAGGUCCUCUACCUCUAUCUCUCCAUGCUGGCCACCAGACCCAAGUACUACUUCGUCUGGACUCUCGCCGAUGCCAUUAACAAUGCUGCUGGGUUUGGUUUCAAUGGAUACAACAAAGAUGGCACACCCAGAUGGGAUUUGAUAUCAAACUUGAGAAUACUGGACAUUGAGUUUGCCACCAGCUUUAAGAUGUUCCUGGAUAACUGGAACAUCCAGACUGCACUUUGGCUCAAAAGGGUGUGCUACGAGCGCUGUCCCUACAACCCCACCGCGGCCACGUUUUUGCUCUCCGCCAUGUGGCACGGGGUGUACCCUGGCUAUUACCUCACCUUCUUCACUGGCAUCCUGAUGACACUGGCGGCACGAGCGAUAAGGCACAAUAUCAGGCAGCACUUCUUGGGUUCAGCGACACACAAGUUGAUCUAUGAUGUCAUCACGUGGGUGGGAACCCAGAUCGCCAUUUGUUACACAGUCGUUCCGUUCGUACUGCUGGCGGUGGGACCAUCAUUAAAGUUCUACAGAUCGUGGUACUUCUGCAUCCACGUCCUCUGCUUGCUGCUGGUUGUAGCCCUGCCGGUGAAGCCCAGGGACCUGCGUCUGAAGGAGCAGCAGAACAGCCUGCAUCAGGCCCCCUGCGGAGAGGGCGUGGCCCAGAACAGCCACGCCUCCACGGACAACAACUGCAACCAGAAAGGGAAGAGCACAUGAUGAGGCGCGCGCUGAUGCGUUUUUCCCCUGGGAACAGUGCCCAGCUUCUUUUUUUUCUAAAGACAGACUGGCUGACAAGACAGUCAGACAAACUUAUAAAAAUAAAACCAACAACAACAAAAAAAAGUCAACCUUUCAGUAGCAGCAACACUCGGAGAGCGAUCGUGUUUUGUCUUGGGAGCGCAGAGCGCGUAGUGCCGGGACCGAGCGAAGCCAACCCGCGAAAAUUCGACGAGUAAUAAUAAACGAAAAACUGAAACUGUGUGGGACGACGGCGAAAUGGCGGUUUGCGGAGGAAUCCGAAGUGACGUGCUGAAAAGGAACAGAAGUUGCCUUAUACCCUCUGUCGGCAGUCAGGCGCGGCUGUCAGCACGGUCGGGUUUUUCCCAAUGGGAAAAGCCCACAGCGCUCUUGCAGUUCCAAACCCUUACAGCAGAGGGUGCCGUUUCUGUUUGGUUUGUAAUGGUGUUUAGAGGGUUUUGGUCAUUGUGGAAAUACACUAUCACCUCCAUUAGAAAAUAAUUUUUUUUUUUAAAUAGGAAAUUGUGAAAGAAAAAAUACAUUUUAAAGUUGCUGGAUGCCAAUCUACUCAAAUAGGCCUUAGGAUAUCCCACUCUUUAGCCAUCGUUUUGUUUACGUGAAGCUAACUGUUCCCGAGCCAAGAGGUCUUUCCAUCGUGUCCGUUCGUAUCCACUUCUUUCUUCAAACUGUGUGUGUCCCUCAGAAGCAAUGGCUUGCCAUAACUGAGCGUCCGUGCCCUGGCCCUUCAGUGCAGUGUCUGCAGUUUUAAGACACUGGCACACUGACUUACGGUACAGUUUCCCUGAAAAUCGCCUAUGUCCGGUGAAGAACCGAAGUGCGACGCUGAUUUGUAAUUUCUCGACUGAAAAGUUUGAUUGAAUGCGACGCUGGUUUGCGAUUAUCAAACUUUUCAGUCGAGAAAUUAUAAACCAGCAUCGCAUCCUUUCCCCAUUUGCGAUUUUUGUUGUGACUGGGUCAAAAGGGCUUUUGGGUUUUGGGUUUGGGAUUGGUUUGCACAGGUUCCUUCAGGACCCAGAAUCUUGCCUCCCUUUCCUUAACGUUGGUUUAGUUUGCGUCCUCGUCACAAACUGCACUAAGGUGUAUUCCUGCGCUCGAUAUCCAAAUUGGCCCUCCCUGAUUUGAUUUGUUUGCUGUUUAUUGUAGACCAACUUUCUUGUUUGAAUAUGGGUAAUAUAUUUAAGGAAAAAUAGUUUUCGACCCUUUUGACCUUUCAGUUUUGCACAAGUAUUCUAAAUAUGUCAAAAUUUAAAUGAGACACAAGUGAGUUCUUACCUUUUUUUGCGAAAUUGAUGAUGUCCUCAGUAUAAUUCGGUCAACAAAUGUGAAAUGCCAGCUAUAAUAUUUCAUACUAAAGUUCAGUAAAUUUCUACCUGUAAAUGAACCUUGGUUAGGCUUUAUAUUAAAUAUUGACUUUUCUGUUUCUUAAGAACCUUGUUUCUUGAGACACAUAAUGCUGAUUGUCCACCAGCUGUCCUUUGAAUGACCAGCCAGGCAAGCAUUUAAACUGUUCCUGCUUUUAAGAAAAUGGCAAAAAGGUAUUCAUCAGUAUCAUUACCAGCUCAAUCUAAGCAGGUUUGUACCUGUGAAUCAUCAUUGAUGAUGAACUGUGAACAUACAAAGCUGAUGUUUAACAGCAGAAUCCCAAAAAAAUCUAUACUGUUUUACUCUCACGUUCAGUCAAAAGCAAUAGAAUAAGAUCCACUUUAAGGUUACAGAUUGGUUGGAAGGUGAAAAUACAGGCAAGAAAACCAAAUUGUGAAAAUUUAAUGGCCACAGCUGUGCUCCACAUGGCCAUUUUAAACUUUAGAUUAAAUAACUGAAUGACCCAAUACAGUGUGCAUUUUCUUAGGCAUUAUUUUCCUUUAAUCAUGUAUCAAAGGACCUUAAUCUUACAUGCUGCUUGCUUGGUAAAUUCAGCCAUACUGUAAAUUCAGGAGAAUAUUUUGUAAAGAUUUAAAAUUCAAUGAGAGGAUUUUUAUCAACAGGAAAUGUCUUAUUGUCUUAAUUUUUUUUGCUAUGACAAUGACGAAACUAGCAAAAUCUGGCGCUGAUGUUCUAGGGUGGUUAUGUUACUGUAGAAGGGAGCCAAGGAACGGUUAUUUGUCUUGUAACUCUUCAGUUUACUGUCAAUUAACGGAAAUCAUGUUAUUGAAUUGUGUGUUUUAAUGGCCAGUCCAACUAAUGCAACAUUUUAAAAAUAGAUUUCUUUUUGUAUGGAUGCAUAUUGGAUUAAGUAUUUUAAAGCGUUUUGCUUUUUUCUCUGAAAGUGUGAAAGGUUCCACCAAAUUAUGGGUAAGAUUUCUAUGAGUCCGAUGGAAAGGUUGUGCAAUAUGUGCCCUGAACAAACCUGUUAUGCGUCUCUCCUUUUUAUGAGACCUCCCCUCCGUCCACUUUGGUCAGUGUCUCAGGCCCAGCUUUCCUACAACUCUCUCAGAUGUUCUGCAAAAUGCAUUGGACGCAUUCUAGAAUGUUCCGAGCUUGACAGAGAUCCCUGGGAUUUCACUGCACAAGUCUCCUGGUCCUACAGAAAGCAGCACAUACUUUCUGGGACUGGCAGACCCUACCAUGCGAACAUGAAGCGUGCGGGACUUGGUGUGACUUGGAGGGUGAUAACUUGUGUGGUGUAAAACUGACUUUUAUUUUUAUGGGACGGGGUUCAUCUGUGGCCUUCGGUAUGCGGCCCUCAGAACUUUGAGAUUUAGGCGUCUCCUUCGGAAGCUUGCACAUCCAGGGUCCAGGAGGGGACACGGAUAUCCUAUUUGAUGAACAGAUAUUCAGCUGUGUGUACCUGUGUGUUACAAUUCUGUUCCUGUAUUGUCAAAGCUCUGAUUCGUUGUCAUUUAUGAAUAUUCAUAAGACAUAGCGAAAGCCAGACCGGUCAUAGUUAAGACGACGUGACAACACUGAAUCAUUACCAGGAUGGAACACAUAGCUCGCUAACUGUCCAUUUUAACAGUCUCUAGAGAGACCUCAUUUUGCACAAACUAGCUGAUUUUGUGUCUUUGCUGCCAUUAUUGCCACAAUGCUGUCACUGCAAUAGUCCAAACCUAGCUUUUCUGAUAACCCAAGGGAUAUUUAAGGCUGCUCAGGUUUUUAAGCACACAAAAAUAUUUUCUCAGUGUAGAAAUGUUUGUUUUAAAAAAAAAUCAAAGAAUUGAAAAAAAAAUAAUCUGAAUAAAUGCCAGGACCAACAUGUUUUUUCUUUAGAAAACCUCAGCAUGUUGGAUGCAGUUUGAACCAUCAGACAGAGAGUUCCCAUAUCCUUUUAGUCUACUUUUCCAGCCAAAAUGACUGAUGAAUUCACACAUGUUGCUUUUCAUAUCCAUUAGGAGAAUUGGUGCCAUUUUGUUUGAAUAGGACAAUAAUUUUGCCACGCAAGCCAGCAGAUAAAUUUAUCAUGUUCCACUGUACGAAGUGCCAAACCAUUUGUGGUGUACAAUGUGUCCUGCCUCUGUUUCGGUGUGUGUGUGUGUGUAAAAUGUCUACAAUGUGUCCUGCCUCUGUGUGUGUGUUUAAUUGGGGGGUGGGGGUGGGGGGUCUGUUAGAUGGGUUACUGAAAAGAUGUUUAUUUCCUGUGAAAAUAGAUUCGAUAAAAUAGUUAUUUUUUUAAACACUUAGUAGAUCCAGAAAAAAAGAGAAGGACUCUCUUUUUUGCACUUUUUGUCAGUGGGGUCAGUAUUGUAGAGGUACACAGCAGGGAAUUCUGGGGAAUAAAUUAAGGGAAAAAGAAGAAAGAACCAAAGCGCACUUUCGUACACUCGUGGUCCGCCCUCUUUCUUCUUUAAAUGACUAACGAGAGUUGUAAGUAAAUUGGAUUGGAAAAUAGAAUUGAAAGGAAAGUGUUUUUAUUGCAGCUCGACUAUGAAUGUGUACAUUAAGUGUAUGCUUUGAAAGAAGUGGGGGCGGACCGUUUGCAGGGUUUAAAUUUAUGAUCCCCAAGAUAUCUGCUUUAGUAAUCAUACAUGUGCGUAUAUACAUGCAGAUACAUAUCUAUGUAUGUAUUUAUAGUAGGUGCAGUAUGUGUGUGUCAACGUAGAUAUAUACAUAUGAUAUGUAUAUAAGCGCCUGAAUGUGAUUCAGAUUCAGUCUCUUGUGUGAUAAGACUUAUCACACUGAAACACCAUUUAGGGAUAUAUAUUAUGGCGUUUGGAUGCUCGCUAUAUCAAGUGUUUCUCAUCAGUUUUACCCUGGUCUCCUCUUCAUUCUGGGACUCUGAAGGCCCAAAGCAGUUGUAUUAAUCGGUCUUGGUAUUGCAAAGUUUCACGUCAUCAUGUGCCGUGUCUGUCUGUGUGUGUGUACGUGUAGCGUGUGCGUGCCUGUGUUUAAACUCAUGUGUGUGUGCAGAGGUCUGUACUGACGAGAUUGCUGUUCUGAACUGGCUGCCACUGUGGACGUGACUAAGAGUUUUAUUGUAAGUGCAGAUGUGCCUGUGGUUUGAAUGGACUUUCGUGUGUGGUUGGAACCUUUGUCUGUCCCUCUCACAGUAGAUUUGAAGUGUAAUGAUUUACACUGACAGUGACCCUGUGGUCCUUACCCCUUUUCUAAAUGACAGCUUAUCACAUGCCCCAAUUUCCCACUUGCUGUCACCCUUCAGGUUCAGAAUUUAGAGCCAUACCAGUUGAUAGUCCCAUACUCAUUUACUUGGGCAUUCUGAUUAGCCUAGUCAUUCAUGUGUACAUUUAAUGAACAGUCAUCUGGAAGGAAGUGAACACAGGUGAAAGAGCAUGGCUUAUCCUUUUCUUUUCUUUGUUUGUUUCGCUAAUCUCUAGAACUGAAUCAAUAUUUUAGAAGUAUGUUGAUUGGUGGGUGGAGGGAUCAAACUUACACUAUUUUAGAUAUGCUGUUAUACUGAUGGAUAAUGACAACUAGUGGAUUGUAAGUGAUUCUGACCGCUUUGGGGAAGUACCACACUAACUGUUAUGCCAUGCUCUGGUUUACUUCUUUUUUUUUUUUUUUUUUUGGGCAGUGGUUCUUGACCAGGGUUCUGAGAAUGACUUCACAAUGAACCAGAUUUGCCUUUUCUCAGUUGACCUGACUGUUUUUAAAUUUUUUUUUCUCCAUGUUAUUGUGUUUUUGAAUACAUUUAUUUUUAAAACGAGUGACAGUUUAAUCUUAUUUACAAAAGAAAUGUAUUGUGGUGACAGUGUGUAUGCUCCAAAAUUGUCACUUUUUGUCAACACUGUGAUACAUUAAUCACUGUUUUAUAUUUUAUAGUAACAAGGCUUUGUAACAUUGUAGUGGCUGUACCAGGGGCAUUUGUACCUCUUUUGUCUACAUGUCUCAUUUGUAUUCUGGACAUUUGUUGGUGUGUGUGUUUCUUGGCAGUACUGAUUAAACCAGCUCAUACAGAG
Molecule: messenger RNA, 7049 nt
Organism: Anguilla rostrata (American eel)
Lineage: Eukaryota; Metazoa; Chordata; Actinopteri; Anguilliformes; Anguillidae
Product: lysophospholipid acyltransferase 2-like
Exons: 13
Coding region: 124-1656 (510 amino acids)
Biological process (GO): lipid modification
Cellular component (GO): membrane
Molecular function (GO): acyltransferase activity
Source: RefSeq, a predicted model, not a curated record